Messenger RNA from Toxorhynchites rutilus septentrionalis, 4100 nucleotides. RefSeq names its product serine protease inhibitor 42Dd-like. The transcript has 4 exons. The record is from RefSeq and is a predicted model, not a curated record. NCBI's taxonomy places the organism in Eukaryota, Metazoa, Arthropoda, Insecta, Diptera, Culicidae. Gene Ontology annotation, molecular function: serine-type endopeptidase inhibitor activity. Bases 175 to 1410 code for a protein of 411 amino acids.
AAUACACACCAUCGCGCACCAAUACAUCAAUACAAUAUCCGUCUCACAACAAACAUUCCAUUAGCCGGUAGACAAUGAGGUCACCACCUAAAAUUGUGUGAAACAGUACGUAACUGAGAACCGAUAAAAUCGUAAACAUUAAAACUUAUCGCUAGAAACAUACCGCAACCUUAAAUGAAAGGAUUUUCAUUUGAGCUGGUCAAUAUCAGGAAAACGUUUCACUCAAUCGGUUCAGUGAAUUUAGUUGCAAAUUUGCUCCUUUUAGUGUGUUGUAUUUUACCGACAAUGACUGAAGCUGUAGAUACAAAUUUCAUUCGCAAUACGAAUGAUUUUGCAUUAAAACUUUACAAGCAAAUAGUCUCUAACGAGACCAAAAAUGUUAUCAUUUCACCGUUUUCCAUCAGCACCUGUUUGUCGUUUGCUGCCAUGGGCGCGGCCGGUGAGACGGCCAAGGAAAUGCUCUCCGUUAUGCAAUACGACAUUGCGGCUGGCAAAGAGACGAUAGCUAACAAUUUUGGCAAAAUUAUAGCUGGACUAGAUGGAAACAACAGCUUGAAAAUUGCGAACAAAAUAUACGUCAUGGAACGAUACCAAGUGAAACCAAGUUUUGGAGAAAUUGCUACGAAAAACUUCCGUUCCGAAGUUGAUACCGUUAACUUUGUGCAAAAUGUAGAAACUGCCAGAACCAUAAACCAGUGGGUGGAACAGAAGACGAAUGACAAGAUUAAAGAUUUGAUUUCUCCAGACUGUCUGGACGGCAUGACCCGAAUGGUGUUGAUUAACGCAAUCCAUUUCAAGGGUACAUGGACGCAUCAGUUCAACCCAGAAAAUACUAGACCAAUGCCUUUCUGGAUCAGUCCGAAUGAAUCUACAGAUGUUCCAAUGAUGAACACCAAGAAACAUUUUAAAUAUGGUAUUUUUGAUGAAUUGGGUUUGGCCGCUUUGGAACUCACCUACGUUAAUAACGAUAUAAGCAUGCUUAUAUUGUUGCCGCAUGAAAGAGAUGGGUUAGGCCAACUUGAGGAAAAUCUUCUUAAUCUUAAUAUUUCGGACAUGCUGACGAAGAUGCGUUCUCAAGAGGUAGAGCUUUCUCUGCCAAAGUUCAAAAUCGAAUUCAAUGUGGAUCUCCAGGAGACACUAGAGAAACUUGGUAUGGCGGGAAUAUUUUCCGAUUCCGCCGACUUCAGUGAAUUGCUGGUACAAAAGGACCCUCUCCAGGUAUCCAAAGUCGUACAUAAAGCGUUCAUCGAAGUGAACGAGGAAGGAGCAGAAGCAGCAGCAGCUACAGGUAUGAUAAUGAUGAUGCGAUGCAUGCCGAUACAUCCGUACUUAACCGUUGAUCAUCCAUUCUUGUACUUUUUGAAACAAAACGAACAAAUCUUUUUCAUUGGACGAAUGAGUCAGCCUUAGAGGAUGUGUUUCGUUACUCGAAAAGUAUUUGUAUUUCAUGAAGAUUGUAUGGAAUAAACGCCUUAAAACAUAAUAAAAAAAACAAUGUAGAAUAAUUCCCACGCAGAGAACAAUCCACCAGGAGCUCGUAUUUCAAAAUUAAGUGAAAUAACAUUUCAGUCUAAGGAUUUUAAUGACUGUCGACUGUUUCAGAAGAAACGUGUUGAUAAAAACAUAACCUUAAGCCUGGUUUAGAGUUCCCGUGAACGUGAACUUGAACAGGUGGUGGAAUAGUACGAUCAUUUCACGGUGAACUACAUUGCGAACAAACAACUCAAAAGAUCGUGGUGAAUAGAAAGUUUUUGUUCACGUUCACGUUCAUAUUGAAAAUUCGGCAGUAAACGUGAAGUAAAUAAACAUCGAGCUUCAAUAAAGUAAUUCGGAUAAAAUAUACAGUUGUUCUCGAAUCAACCCGAAACAACGAAGUUUUUCAACCCGUGCAUAGAUCCGAUUGAACGAAAUUGCAUCCAUAUCAAAAUUUUCAUUGAAAACUUGAAAAUUUCUAAACAUAUCCUUUUACAGUUCACGAUGAAAUAAUUUUCAGAAUGCCUUGGGACAUUCGAACGUGAACAUGAACGGGGAAAUAUUUUGACGUCUAUAUUUACCACUGUUUUCACGUUCACGUUCACCGAAGUCGGUGAACUAUGGUGAGUUCACCAACAUCUCGAUUCCACGGCGGAAAUUCAGAAUCGUUGUGAAAUAUUGAAUUAAUCCACUUUUAUUAAUAUACAUUAUGUUUAAACAUGUUUUUUAACUAGAAAAUAUUCAUUCCUAUCGUUUUAAGAUAUUUUUCUCUCGUUUUAUAUAUGGGCUGAUGAAUUGUUAACAAAAAAAUGUUUGUCCGCGUUCACGUUCACGGCAACUCUAAACCUACCUUUAGAUGAAACAAACAGAAUAAAAAUGUACAUAACGAAGACCGUUGGAGAGAAAGUAAAACACGUUGUUAACUGUUGCAUUCUUAAGAAUUGAGUGUGAAGUGUGAAUGUGAAUGAGAAUGUGAGUAUGAGUGUGAACAUUGUUACAAUCUCCUUACAUCCCAUCCUUUUCCUAAUGAAAAUAUGUCACCCUUCUAAACUCGAGUCGACCGCGAGUAAUUGGUUUCCUAUUUUAUUAACCAUAGAAUUAAGGAAACAUGUUAAUAUAUGCUAGUAUAAAUAUAGUUAAGCUUUGGGUCCUUUAAACUUAUGUAACUGAGCCUGUAAAAAUAAACGAUUAAAUAAAAAAAAACUGUUGCAUUCCAAAUAACUUCUGGCUUUAUUAUUUGUACUCUCCCAUCUCAGGCAUCUACUCACACACGCAAACCAUAUAACGUUACAUCUACAUAGACUGAUUACUAUACUACAUUACUCUUCUCGUUUCUUUUUCUUUUAUAUGUUGUUAUUUUCUUUCUCUUUUAUAUUAUUGUUAUGAAUAUCUUUGCUCAAAUAUUUUUUUCUCUAUUAUAGUGACUUUCGACACAUUUCGACUGGUUCGUCACUUUUACUUCCAUUUUUGGAAGAAUGUCGGGAGUGAGAGUUGAACUCAUGAUCUCUGCGUGAGAGAUAUGGAUGUUCUACUACACCAGAUCGUCUCCACGUUGAGCAAAGAUAGAAAUUAACCAUGAUGAAUGUAGUCCUGCAAAUACGUUGGUUGUCGUGUUGUCCUCUUAGUUCUUGGUUCAGAACUUGUAGGUGUCCUUGUCCGUUUUCCGCUGCUGUGACCUGCUGUUGUCGAUGAAGAUGAUGAUGAGGUUGGUGCUGAUGAAGCUGAGGUCUGGUUCGUAUUCGGGUUGAUGAUUAAGGUUUCCUUGUCGCUGUUAAUGCGCUGUAAAUGAGAAGCGUGCCUGCGAUGUUCGACUCCAGACUCUUCUGAAGCCACCACAACAUCUCCGCCUUUCCUUUUGACCACUCUAAAUACUUCAGGAUCAAAGUUCGAUGACAGGUCAGGCUUCGUCAUCCUUUUCAACAGUACUGCAUCUCCUUCAGUAAUGUGAUUCGGUCUUGCAUUACGUCGCUCAUCGGCAUAUGAUUUUCCCUUAUCUUUCUUCUCCUUAUCCCUAUCAACAACUUCCUCAUCGACUUCCUUCGGUUGAUGGAUCGAAGGAACCUUAUCACGGAUAUUGUAACCCAGAAGCAUUUCCGAUGGUGUUUUCCCGGUUGUAGAGUGUGGAGUGGAUCGAUACAUCAAUAAAUAGAGUAACUGGUACGAAUUCGGUACCCCGUGGGUAAUUUGGUACCCACCCGGAUCUCCGGCGGUGAUGAGCGCACUCUGGUGGUGAAAAAAAAGUGUUCUAGUAAUGUAGUAACAAACGUCAGAUGCCAAAAACCCAAAAUAUCUGUGUUUUUUGAAAAAAAAUUCAAGUUUUGUUGUUUUUCAAAUUUUUCAUGUGCGUCUUUUGAAAAAUCAUUUAAAAUCGAAUAGUGAGCCGAUUUUAAAUAUUGAAGCUGAUUUGGAUUAAGAAAUUGAUGUUCUUCAACGAAUUCGAGUAAGUGUAUCGAGAUUUUAAUCACAAAUUUCAUAGAUUUCAUUCCAAAGUGAAUAUUCGGUAUGCGGGUAAUUUGGCACCCCAAUGUAAACAAAGUGUUGAUGAUACACUAUGCUAAAUAUUGCAUGCCCAUGCAGCUACGCUUACGACUUUUGUAAAGGCUUUUGAUUCGUUUUACUUUUUUAGU